Messenger RNA from Cariama cristata (Red-legged seriema), 996 nucleotides. Its product is annotated as insulin-like growth factor 2 mRNA-binding protein 1. The record is from RefSeq and is a predicted model, not a curated record. The annotation marks the transcript as partial. The transcript is spliced from 9 exons. Gene Ontology annotation, cellular component: cytosol; cytoplasm; nucleus. NCBI's taxonomy places the organism in Eukaryota, Metazoa, Chordata, Aves, Cariamiformes, Cariamidae. Gene Ontology annotation, molecular function: mRNA 3'-UTR binding. Gene Ontology annotation, biological process: regulation of gene expression; nervous system development.
GGGGCCACCAUCAGGAACAUCACCAAGCAGACACAGUCCAAGAUCGACGUGCACCGGAAAGAAAACGCGGGAGCUGCAGAAAAAGCCAUCAGCAUCCACUCCACCCCCGAGGGCUGCUCCGCCGCCUGCAAGAUGAUUUUGGAGAUCAUGCAGAAGGAGGCGAAGGACACCAAGACAGCUGACGAAGUGCCUCUGAAAAUCUUGGCCCAUAACAACUUUGUGGGGCGCCUGAUCGGCAAAGAAGGGCGAAACUUGAAGAAAGUGGAGCAGGACACGGAGACAAAAAUCACCAUCUCGUCCUUGCAGGACCUGACUCUGUACAACCCCGAAAGGACCAUCACGGUGAAGGGCUCCAUCGAGAACUGCUGCAAAGCGGAGCAGGAAAUCAUGAAGAAAGUGAGGGAAGCCUACGAGAACGAUGUGGCUGCCAUGAGUUUGCAGUCUCACCUCAUCCCUGGACUUAACCUGGCUGCGGUUGGUCUCUUCCCUGCCUCCUCCAAUGCAGUACCUCCGCCACCGAGCAGCAUCUCCGGGGCUGCGCCGUACAGCUCCUUCAUGCCUCCGGAGCAGGAGACGGUGCACGUCUUCAUCCCCGCGCAGGCGGUCGGUGCCAUCAUCGGCAAGAAGGGCCAGCACAUCAAGCAGCUCUCCCGGUUCGCAAGUGCCUCUAUCAAGAUUGCCCCUCCGGAGACGCCGGACUCCAAAGUGCGCAUGGUCGUCAUCACGGGCCCUCCGGAGGCUCAGUUCAAGGCGCAAGGCAGGAUUUACGGGAAGCUGAAGGAGGAGAACUUCUUUGGACCGAAGGAAGAAGUGAAGCUGGAGACGCACAUCCGUGUCCCCGCCUCGGCCGCGGGCAGGGUCAUCGGCAAAGGGGGCAAAACCGUCAACGAGCUGCAGAACCUGACGGCAGCGGAGGUGGUGGUGCCGCGGGACCAGACCCCCGACGAGAACGAGCAGGUCAUCGUGAAGAUCAUCGGGCACUUCUACGCCAGCCAG